AAUUUUUGUUGGUUACGUUUAUUUUUGAACAUUUUAAAAUAUUCGUCAUCGUUAUAGUCUGAAAUUUACAGAGCAAACAAAUCAUUUAGUUAAAAUAGGAAUACCUGAAUAUAAUUAUUAUGAAAAGGAAAUAAUUGGUUAAUUUUAAUGUCAGUAUAUUGACAGUUGCUGUAAAUAAUUACUUCUUUAUAUUCUAAGUCCAUUUUUAUUUUCUGAUUGCCGGUAUAAUAUUUGAAGACAUUAAAAAGACAUGGGACUCAAAUCAUGUUGCUUUUAUGCUUCUCUGAAAAAAGGAUCAUUGAUUAUUGGGGUUCUUAACCUUAUUGGCUGUUUGAUGCUGCUGAUACCUCUCAGUUUACUUCCCGGAUUAAUAAGUCCACUACUUGAUCCAAAAAAUGAGAGGACUGAGAUAAUUAUUUCGUUUAUAAAAGGUUGUGUUGCUGGAGCUGUCACAUAUGUGAUAUUUGUCAUUUUAUUAUUAAUUAUUUUCAUCAUUGGAGUUGUCAGAAUGAAUCAUAAACUCAUAUUUCCAUACUUAUGUGUUGGAUUUACCAAUUCUCUAACAAUUCUACCUUUUGGUAUUGCUAUGAUUACCAUUGUCACUACUGCUCCAGAAGUUAGCAGCACAAUAUGGGUAUCAUUCAUUCAAUAUCUGAUUUCAUCAACCAUAAAUGUUUAUUUCAUGCUGGUUGUUUAUUAUUAUUAUCAAGAGUUGAAGGAUAAAGCACAUAAAGGUGGAAUAUAUUCAUCAUCAAAUCCAUCAUAAGAAGAAGUAUUAUGUCAAGAAUUAAAUAUUGAGGAAAUAUCUUUUUUCCACUGAAGAAUAAGACUUUCAGUCCAGUCAUAUUAGAUUUUAAAUCGGGAAAUCUUGAAAUGGAUGAAAUUUUAAUAGAAUAUUUGUAGGGAAUGUAGAAUUAGUUUCCCCUAAAAAAAAGUAAGCUCCGACACCGGGCAAGGGUUAAAAUCAC
Molecule: messenger RNA, 968 nt
Organism: Chelonus insularis
Lineage: Eukaryota; Metazoa; Arthropoda; Insecta; Hymenoptera; Braconidae
Exons: 5
Coding region: 251-766 (171 amino acids)
Source: RefSeq, a predicted model, not a curated record